Messenger RNA from Caenorhabditis sp. 36 PRJEB53466, 3073 nucleotides. The record is from the annotation of a GenBank genome assembly. NCBI's taxonomy places the organism in Eukaryota, Metazoa, Nematoda, Chromadorea, Rhabditida, Rhabditidae.
AUGAGUGAUGUACCUCAUCGGACUCAAGUGGUUGAUCAGGACGUAAGUGACACAAAAAUCCCGAAAAUACGAAAAGUAACGUUUUAAGAGCGCCGCCUUCGAAGAAUACGUGGGAAAUGGGGUCGCGCACAGAAGUCCGCCGUCGAAAAGGUCAAAAGUGCAGAAUGAGACGGACAAGAUGGAGAGACCGAGCCUAAAGAUCCAGCCGGAAGUGGCGGAGAAUCUGGAGGACGAGCCGCCGAGUCGUGACGUGUUCGCCGACAGUCAGGAAGGAUACACGACGGCUCCUGAAGGAAGUCAGGAGGUGGAAAAAGAAGACGAAGAGGAAGAAGACGAAGAGGAGGAAGUGGUGCCGGAUUCGCAGGAGGGACCGCAGAGGACCCAGUCGACCACUAGCUUCGUUUCGGUCGAGUUGAACGAGUCCUACAAUACUUUUAUCAAUCGGACCUUUCACGAGGAACAUCGCAUUGAGAAAUUCAUCGACCAAUAUGAGGUAAGCGGAACAUUUCAGAGGCAAAGGUGUAAUUUUCAAUUAAAAAGGAACAUUAUUUCAGAAAUCUUCACCGAAACCAGAAAGCGUCAGAAGCGGCCGUUCUCCGAUGAAAACGCCCAUAUCAGCUGAUCGCAAGGUAAGAAUGGCUAUUGUUGCCGUGGGAAAGUUGCUAUUGCGCUCUGCCGCACACAAACUUACUUGGUGCCAUGUGGAUUUUUAGAUAGCAACUCCGCAGUCGAACCGUUCGAGCCGCUCCAAAAAGGACUUUGUGACGCCAAGAGGCACUCCGAGAGUGGCGAACGAAAGAACGGAGCACACGAGAAGAGACCUGUUCGGGAGCAAAGCGGGACCGUCGAAGGAAGAGUCCCCGGUCAGGAUGAUGGAUGAUUCGCCGCAGGAAGCAGGCGUCAACAAGGUGGGAACCGGAAUUCAUUCUGUGAAAUUCAAUAAUUUUCAGUUGAACGCGACGAUGCAGCAAGAAGAAGAUGACGACGAGAGGGAGGAUGACGUAUUCGAGGGCACUGGGGUGUCGGAGAGAGCAGAGGAUGAUUCUCGGACCAAACGGAUCAAGCAGAACACUAUAGAAGGGAUCAGAAUGGUCCGCGAGCAAAGAUCCGGAGAGAAAGGGGCGGGGCAGCAUGUUCCGCCAGUCAAAAAACUGAGAGAAGAGAUUGAUGGGGUCGGCAAACCAUUCAGAGACGGAAAAGUUCAUUCUGUUCCGUUUUCAGAUGGCAAUUGGGGAUCGGAAGGAGAAACAGGAUGAGCUCAGCCUGUAUCUGCGCGAGUUUCACGAGAAAGACCUGUUGUUCCUGCCGGAUCUCAAAAAUCGUGACAUGCGGGCCCAUCACGUCUACUGCGACAUCGAAGGGGUGCGCAAAACACCGGCAUACUUCGGUGAGAUUUAUCAAAAUGAGGAGAUGAAUAAUCGGAAAAGAUUCAGAUUACGGAUGGGAAAAGAACGCAGAUCACAAUCUUCGGACGAAAAGAAUGAUUGAACAGCUGAAGGACGACGGUACGACGAGCUUCCGACAACAAACAAUGAUACUCGAGAACUAUGUGGCCGGGUGUCGGGGCGGCGGAUUCGUGCUCUUCACGGUCAGCCAUCGGACACUUCCGACGCGAAACAGUUGUGUUUUGCAGGCAACCAUCGAGCAAAUGUACGGAUUCGAGGAGGGAACGUUCACGCUGACAAUUCCAGCGCUCGAGUCGUGGUUCCUGCAGGAAGUGAGCCGGGUCGGCGAGCCGGCGCUCAUGGAUUUGUUCUGCGGCAUCGCGCGCCUUGCUGUUCUUUCAUAUACGGUUCUUCCGAAGGUGAGAAAAAAGUUAUAAUUCGUCAAAUUGUCAAUAUCGUUUUGCAGCGCAUCUACCGGCUCGUCAACCCCGUCGAAUCGGUCACUCUUUCUCAACACCAAUGUGCGAUCCUUAUGGCUCGCGCGCUGUUCAGAAGACGCGGAGGAUUCUUCAAGUACGCCCGUUCUUCUCUCCCCAAUAACGUCGUUUUCCAGAAUUUUUGCGUCUGGGACUCAGCUUGCCGUACAGAAAGUGUACUUCCUAAUGCACUACUUUUCCGAGUACCUGCGCCUGCGUCCGAACGGGAACGUCAGCUUCCGCAGGUGCUCGCUGGGGCGAGUACUCGAUUUCGAGAAGUUGCCGGAAGCGAGCAAGAUGAUGAACAUAAAGUACGCGUCGCGGAAAAUCGAGGAGACCUACUUGUGCACUCAAGUCGAUUUCGCCAACAAAUGCCUCGGCGGAGGAGUUCUGAAGGGCGGUAUGGUGCAGGAGGAGAUACGGUUCAUGAUGUGUCCGGAGAUGAUCGUCGGCAUGUUUCUCUGCGAUGAAAUGAACGCGCAGGAGGCGAUUUCGAUCGUCGGAGCACAGGCCUACAGCUCCUACCAAGGAUACGGUACGGAUAUCCUAUUCAGGGCUGUGCGGCAACGAGUUGCCGAAUUGCCGAAAUUUGGUGCUGCUGCACAGCCCCGAUCCCACUGGAUUUCUUGAAAAUUCCAUUUUUUUGCAGCUGCAGUUACAAAAUGGCGGCCUCUGAAGGCCUCCGAUGCUCUGCAGAAUGUGCCCGAAUUGCGGGACAAGUUCGGACGGCUCCAAUACGAAUGCAUCGCGAUCGACGCAUAUCCGUUCGAAAAACGUGCUCAACAGUUCGAGACGAGUAUGAUACACAGAGAAAUCUCGAAGGCGUACGUCGGAUUCUCCGCACAACACAAUUUUUCGACGAUUCCGGUGUGGAGUGGAUGGUGGGGAUGCGGGGCGUUCAGGGGAGAUCACGUUCUGAAAAGUGAGUGGACGGCACUCCGAUUCCAAGUAGAAUAUUAUCCGUUUCCAGCCAUGAUCCAAGGGAUCGCCGCUUCGUUGGCCAGCCGUCCGCUCGUGAUCAGUGUGUUCAAUAUGACACAGGAAGCAACGAUGUGCCGGACUCUGACCGAUCUCAUGGCCAAGCACAGGAUCCCUAUCGGCGUCGUUUACCAGUGGCUGAUCCAGCUGAAUCCUUCGGAAGGGAAUUACGAUAAGGAAUUCGUCUUCCGAACUUUGAAAGGGCACAUCGAUCGGUACAUUUCAAGGAAAUAA